UUCAAAUAAUUGACUUUAAUGUCUCUUACAAAGGCAACAACCAAGAAGUAUCUUGAAUUGAAUCUAAUGUAUGUAUUCUUAUAGCUAAACAUUUUAAUUUUCGACCGGCCAUAUAACACGCAAAAAUUGGCCAUAUGUGAUCAUCUUUGUUUCCAAUGUGACAAAAUUAAUACGCCUAAACAUCCUUUUCUGUCACCCUUUACCUUAAAAAUUCCAAUCAUAUCAUAAUCAUCAUAUAUAAUAUAGUUUAUAGGCUUAUCUAUAACCAUAUAACAUAAGCAUAUAUACAAUCCUAUAUUAUAGCACAUAGCUAUAGCCUUAUCAAAUAUUGUACAUGUCCUUAACAUAGAAAAUUAUAAUGGAUGAAAAGCCAAUUUUGCAUGAUCUUGAAAGAUUGUACCUAGGAAUCCCAGAUGAAUCUGUUAACCUCACUUUUCAAGACCUUGCUAAUGUGAAAACAACCACUAAUAAACCUAUUUCUGAAGUUUCUAAUAAUGUUCAAACAAGGGCAAAUUCGUCAAAUCCACCUUCACUAGCCAAAUUACCAAGUCUUGAUUUCAGCAUAGGCUUGCAAUCCAUUCAACAUGAUCACAACCAUCAUGACAUUGGCCGUGGAAACUCACCGUGGGGUCAGUUUGGCCAACGAAUCGAGGAGAAUCGUGCACAUGUAUAUGUUAAUGAUCCUCCUCAAUUCAGUCAUGCAAGUGGGGGUGCAAAAAGUCCCCGGUCAAGGACCGGUGAUAAUUCUCAAUUUAGUCAUGCAAGUGCGAGUGUAAAAAGUCCUCGGUCAAGGAGCGGUGGAGAUGAUCAUUUAGCGUAUAGCAUGAGCUAUGAUGAUAUGAGUGGUGUUUCUGGAAGAGGUGGUGGACGACGACGACCUGGAAUUCCUCAUUCCAAGAUUUGCACCAUUUGUAGUACUUAUGUUUAUGUCUUCCGCACUAGAUGUUUGGUAUGCGGGAGAGUUUAUUGCAGCAGAUGUGUGAAAAUGGGAAUGGGAGAUAUGGUAGAAGGAAGAAAGUGUAUAGAAUGCCUUGGAUUGAAAUUCAGCCAAAGGUACAUAGAAAGAGCAGGGAAAGUAGGGUGUUGCAAUUGGAGGUAUCCAGCUUCAUUGAAACAAGCUGAGCUUAUGUGUGCUGAGAAAGGACCAAGAAGGAGUAGAAGAUCAUAUGCUCAACAAAGUGGAGUGGCAAAUUCAAUAUCAAGAAGUCCUAUGACACCAAGAAGCCCUAUAACUCCAAGAAGCCCUCAUGCUAUUGGUAGUACCAAUGAACAUUCUUUUAUGUCCUCCUCCUUUUCACCUUUCUCUCCUCAUCACAUUAAUAAUCUCCCAUUAUAAAAAGAGACAUUAUUUUUUUAUUUACAUAUCCUAUAGAGUUUCU
Trifolium pratense (red clover) is the source of this 1379-nucleotide messenger RNA. RefSeq lists its product as uncharacterized. NCBI's taxonomy places the organism in Eukaryota, Viridiplantae, Streptophyta, Magnoliopsida, Fabales, Fabaceae. Bases 359 to 1336 code for a protein of 325 amino acids. The transcript is spliced from 3 exons. The record is from RefSeq and is a predicted model, not a curated record.